GCGGCUUUUCAGUUUGUCUACCAACUUUCUUCGAUUCCCGUUGUCAGCUUGUUGGUCGUGCGUCAUUCGCUCCCAAGUCAAAGCGGCCCCACAUUAUCUUACACCUGCCGCACGUAUCCGCUUCCGUGCACGCCUAAUCGACAUCAUCCCAUCCGAAUCUCCCUGCGAGUUUUGUUCCUACCUUAGCUUAUUCACGCCACCGUCCCCAAUCUUUUGUCUCAAAACUCAGUUUCAGACGAACAACCACGACGUCGCUCCUCUAACAGCAACGACACACUUGCCUCCCCACACAAAUUUAUAACCCCCCAAUACUUCCAUCUUCCUCAUCCCCAACGACGACGAAGACGAGAACACCACCACCACCACCACCACCACCACCAAAGGUAACCCGACACCAACAGCAACCAUGAAGGUCAUCAGCAAGGAAGAGGAGGCGGCCCACUACCGCGAGGUAGUCAAGGGCGGUUUGAUCGGUGGUACCGGCGGUCUCAUCCUCGGUCUCGGCGGUGUCAUGUUGGGCAUGAAGCGCUAUCAGUUUGUCCGCCAGCUCUCGCUCCCCUUCCGCGCCUUCCUUGUUACCUCGGCGGGUACCUUCGGCGCCAUCAUCCUGGCCGAGCAAUACAGCGUCACCUUCCAGCGCGCCAAGGACCCUAUGCUGAACUAUAUUGAGGCCGGCAAGAAGAAGCACGAGCAGGAGCGCCUGGCCAACGUGACUUCGGCCCAACGCUUCAUGGAAUGGGGCCGCGAGAACCGCUACAGCAUUGUUUUUGCUUCCUGGAUCGCCGCCAUGGGCGCCGCCAUGGCCAUUGUCAACCGUAACAAGUAUCUCAGCGCCAGUCAGAAGCUCGUCCAGGCCCGUGUUUACGCCCAGGGCCUGACGCUCGCCGUCCUCAUCGCCACGGCCGCCUUCGAGACUGCCGACGCCAAGAGCGGCAAGGGCAGGUGGGAGACCGUCAUGGUCGUUGAUCCCAACGAUCCUAACCAUGAGCACUUGAUCGAGAAGAAGGUCAAGAAGGAGGACUAUGAGGGUCAAAACCUCUGGCAGGAUAUGGUCGCUGCCGAAGAGAAGAGACUCGCCCACAAGAAGGCCCUGGAGAAGCAGCAGCAGGAGGAGGCUAACAAGGCUUCCGCCUCCGCUUAAGCGCGCUGCGUCAACAGUCAGUUUGUCAUGACAAAGAGAGCGCUAGGUCCCUCUCUAUAUCUCAUGCCAGAUCUAACUUGUCCACCUUCUUUUUCUUUAUACCGACCAUAUCGCACAUGGUAUGGUGGGGGAGCGAAGGUGAAGACAACAUCAAAAUUGGAUACCCAGAAAUCAAGCGAAGGAGAGAAAAAUAGAAAGCCGUGUGGGUGUUGGCAAACGUCGUUUGUUAUCACCACGGCUAUUGGAACUCACCGGCGCGCACCACCUGGCCACCUAACCUAACAUACCUUACCUUUCUACUACUACACACAUCAACAUCUCUACUCUACCCAUUCAAAUCCUGCAUUAGCACCGGUGUUUUGCUUUUUGACGGAAAUACAAAAAAGAGGGAACUUCGGGACUUUCUUUGAAGCAACAUUGGGCGGCUUGUAUUGUUUGAUUUCUGUUUCGAUGAUGAUAUGAAAUCAGAACAUUCACAGACAACAAUUGUUGCACAGCAUGGCGUUUUUAGCUAAACUGAGUUAUCUAUUAUACGGGUGUCUUCUCUUCGUCGUCGUUGUCGUCGUCAUCGUCUUGAAAGCAGAAUGGGUAGAGGGCAUGCAUAUCUUUGGUCGUAUAGUAUCGUCGUCUUUGCUGGACAAUCUGCAACGAUACGGAUAUAGAUUGGCCUUUCAAGAAAUUAUCUCUAUAUGCUUUCCAAUUUGGUGAUUUCCAGGCAAA
Molecule: messenger RNA, 1861 nt
Organism: Neurospora tetrasperma FGSC 2508
Lineage: Eukaryota; Fungi; Ascomycota; Sordariomycetes; Sordariales; Sordariaceae
Exons: 2
Coding region: 407-1141 (244 amino acids)
Biological process (GO): mitochondrial respiratory chain complex IV assembly
Cellular component (GO): mitochondrial inner membrane
Source: RefSeq, a predicted model, not a curated record